Fraxinus pennsylvanica is the source of this 1074-nucleotide messenger RNA. Lineage: Eukaryota; Viridiplantae; Streptophyta; Magnoliopsida; Lamiales; Oleaceae. The record is from the annotation of a GenBank genome assembly.
AUGGCCUUGGAAAAUAGGAAAAGGGAUUCUGAGAAGGUUUCUCAGAAGCAUAUUGCACAUAGAAAGUCCAUAGAUACAUUUAGGCAAAGGACUUCACGGUAUAGAGGCGUCAAAAGGCACAGAUGGAGAGGUAAAUAUGAAGGCCAUAUGUGGGACAACAAUUGCAGGAAAGAAGGUCUAAAAAGAAAAGAAAGGCAAGAAGAGACAACAUCGUCAUCUUCAAAACCUUUUUCCAGUUUAUCUAGAGAAAGGGGAGGAGCAGUCGGGAAGGGGGAAAGGGGACACGUGGCGAAUCUGAAGAGAAUCCAGGAAGCCCUAGACAAGCAAGUGGACCGAUCUAAUUCCUCAUCAUCUAAUGUCUUUGCGAGGGGAGGAAUCAACGGAAAGGAUCCCCGCGCUGCCUUCAAAUCGUCUACCCCGGAUAAUAUGGCGAAAUGCUCUGAUGCGGAAGUAUCCGAGGCAGACAGUGAGGAGUCAGAUGUAAGUGGGUCUGAUGGGGAUGACACUUGUUGGAUAUCAUGGUUUUGCAAUCUUCGUGGGAAUGAGUUCUUCUGUGAGGUUGACGAUGAUUACAUCCAAGAUGACUUUAACCUCUGCGGUUUAAGCAGUCAAAUUCCUUAUUAUGACUAUGCACUCGAUCUAAUUCUAGAUGUUGAAUCAUCAAUUGGUGAGUCAUUUACGGAGGAGCAGAAUGAAUUGAUUGAAUCUGCAGCUGAGAUGCUUUAUGGUCUAAUUCAUGUCCGUUACAUAAUAACAUCUAAAGGAUUGGCCGCUAUGCUAGAGAAGUACAAGAAUGCUGAGUUUGGGAGAUGCCCAAAAGUAUACUGUUGUGGACAACCCUGCCUACCUGUUGGUGAAUCGGACAUUCCUCGCCUAAGCACGGUGAAAAUAUAUUGUCCCAAGUGUGAAGAUAUUUAUACUCCUCGAUCCAGGUUCCAAGAGAGCGUUGAUGGAGCCUAUUUUGGAACGACAUUUCCCCACCUAUUUCUGAUGACUUAUGGACACGUCAGGCCACAGAAGUCUUCACAGAGCUAUGCUCCUAGAGUGUUCGGUUUCAAGGUCCACAAGCCAUGA